Messenger RNA from Fomitopsis serialis, 1044 nucleotides. Its product is annotated as cytidine deaminase-like protein. Gene Ontology annotation, molecular function: zinc ion binding; tRNA-specific adenosine-34 deaminase activity. Gene Ontology annotation, cellular component: nucleus; cytoplasm. Lineage: Eukaryota; Fungi; Basidiomycota; Agaricomycetes; Polyporales; Fomitopsidaceae. The coding region runs from base 113 to 685 and encodes 190 amino acids. The record is from RefSeq and is a predicted model, not a curated record. Gene Ontology annotation, biological process: tRNA wobble adenosine to inosine editing. The transcript is spliced from 6 exons.
GCAGCUUGGAAUCAUCUGCAGAUUGUCAUCAUUCCCAGCCCAGUCGCGGUCGCUCAUCAUUGCUGUGGCGUGAAGAGGUCCUGCUUAGUUGUACUAAAGCCCUCCUCACCCGAUGUCGGAAGCGGAUGUUCCACCCAAUGCGGAUGCUAGGAUUGAGCAUUUGGACUGGAUGAGGGAGGCGAUGAACAUGGCAGAGGAAGCCCUGGCGGCUACUGAAGUGCCCGUGGGGUGCAUUUUCGUAAGAGACGGAAGAAUCAUCGCUAGAGCACGUAACCGCACCAACGAGCUGCGUAAUGCAACGCGGCAUGCUGAGUUGGAAGCGAUCGACGAGAUUCUUGCGGAUAGGACGCUCACGCCUACCGUGACUCGGUACCCGCUAUCGGAGACGACGCUCUAUGUGACGGUCGAGCCCUGCAUUAUGUGCGCCUCCGCCCUUCGACAGAUGGGCAUCAAGGAGGUCUUCUAUGGGUGUGAGAACGACCGGUUCGGGGGCUGCGGGAGCGUCCUCGGUGUGAACAGCAAACUGCCGCACCCACAGCAUGCGCCGUACAAGGCGAACGGCGGAUAUCUGCGAGAAGACGCGAUCAUGGUUCUGCGACCACCAAUACCUAAAACAAAGGGGAACCGAGUAUUGAAGACAGACAUCCUUCCGCGAACGUCUUCCCGGACCGAAGACCAGUAUUAAUGCUAUCAUCCAUGCUCGCGGUAGCAACUGUAUGGACGUGCAACACCGAAUCGCCGUCGCUCCACAAACCGAGAGCAUUCUCUCGACUAAGUUCAUUGGCUAGACUUCAUCUCAGCUGCUACAUGGCAUUCAAGUACCCUACAAUAGCCGGACAGGUACACCUGCCUUCUCCAAAAGUCUGCAUGCAGCACCCUUCGAUCCUAUCAGGAGGUCCGAUGCACUGUGGAACGCCCACGGCUGUCGCAAACACAAUUGCAUAUCGGUAGCUUAAUAUGCCCCGGUGGUUGGUGGCCCCAGGCAGUAGGGAGGGAUCCUGUGCACUGGCAGCAUAUACUUAGACCGUGCUUCAAGCUUCACAC